GUGCCAGACAGCUCUUGGGGUUCCUGCGGUGGGAGGGCCCGAGAGCCAGAGCAGGAGAGAGGGACGGCGAGAAAGCAUAUUUAAAUUUAUUUAAGAAAGAAAAAAAAAAUCAAAAAAAUUGAAGAUUUUUGCAAUUGUUAUUUUUAAGGCAUAUCCAAAGUUCUGGGGAGGAGCUGUAGGGUGGGAAAAAUAAUUUUUGUGCAAACUCCUUAUAAGAAAGGAAGAAAAACCCUUCGAGGACCCAGCACGGAGUAGACUGGGAACCGGAGAUGCUGGACACUAUAGUCCCUGCUCUGCAGGACCUGGACAGGCAGGUUCUGCCCACGCUGCCCUCGCUGGGCCAGGGAGAAGUUGCCACUAUCUGGGGGAAUGUGUCAGAAUUUGUGGAACGGCAGCUAACCCUGCACAAGGGGGUUCAGAUUCCAGGAUUUGGAACUUUCACUUUCACAAGACAAAAAAUUGAGGUGGGAAACAACAAGUUUAUUCUAAUCCAGAGGCCCGUGUUUAUUAUGACGGAGAAAUUAGUGCAGAUCCAUGGACUCAAACAAAACAAAGUAUAUACUCCUGGUGAUAUCCCAAUUGUUCCACUUAAUUUUGUCAUGAUAUCCCUGGAAAGCCCAUUUAACAGGGAUGUAGUGGAAGGAUGUGUGAAGGAGACGUUGCUUUUUUUAUCACGAUCCAUUUCCACCAAACAGAAUGUGGAGUUUACGUUCAAAGGAAUUGGGGUCCUCAUGAUCAAAGAUGGCAAAGUGAAGAUGAGAUUUUAUAAGGACUUCCUUUGUGCCAUGGAUGGAAGUGGGGCUUUGGCAAAAGCCCUAGCAAAUAGGCCUGGCACUGUGGACUCCGUGUUAUCCUGCCAAGAGGCAUUUGGGAAGCGGCCCAGCAGUGUGCUUGUAUUUCCAAGGAUUGAGCUCCAGGAGACGGAGAAAAAGCCACCUAUGGAGACCAUUGGAGAAGAAGAUGGAGAGAACAGAUCAAGGAAGUUCAAGCUAAAAGACAAGUCAGACAAAGCAGGCGAUAUCAGAGAGAUCUCAUCACCCAAGAGACUUAAAGAUAGACAAAUUAUCUCCCCUGCCAAAGUGACAAGCAGCAACUUGCUGGACAAGUUUGAGCGAAGUGGGAAUGGUGGGAAGAUCAUGACCCCUAAAGGCAUAUCAUCUCCAGGUUGUCUGAAAAAUAACAAUGAAAUGAAGCCCAGAACAUCUCCAGCCCAUGCUUGCCAGGACCAUAGCAGGGCAGGACAGGAAUUGUGCUAUGUAUGUUUGCAACGAGCAGAACGAAAUUUCCCGUUGUACUACAGUGAGGAGAGGAGGAGGAGAGAGAUAGAAGAUGAGCGACUCAUAAUGCAGUAUCAGAUGUUGAAAGACCAGGAGGCUCUCUUCAAACACCAGAUGAAAAGUCUGGCUACUAGAGAGCAGAAUCAGAAAAAUGCUGCCUAUAAUCUUGGAGUUGCUGAAGCUAUAAGAAGCCAUAAGAAUGAGAAACCUGAAUUUUAUAAAUCCUUUCUAUUUGAUAAACGGCCACUCAGUCCUGAGCUUAAUGCUCUUAAGCAAGAGGAAUAUUCCCAAAGUCUCCUGAAACAAAUGGAUAACAGACGGGAAAAGGAAAUAAAGGAAAGACAAAACAGAGAGUUGAUGGACCGCCUAGAACAAGUGCAACUCACAGAGGAACUUGCUGCGCAAAGAGCCAAAUAUUUAAAAGAUAAGAUGGAAGAAACGCAGUGUUACAAGAGAGCUUUGGAUGCACAGAUAAGAAACAAACCCUCCCAGCUGCCCAUGUUUGAGCCAGACUCCUCUGAGCCCAUCUUUGGUAAGAAUGAGGGUGAGCUGAUGGUGGAAAAGCGAAAACGAGAACAGAAUUAUAUGAAACACCAGCUGGAGACUGCUGCUGGUCACAAGAGGAAAGCCAUCCUGCACCAACUGGUGGAGCAGAGGCGGGAUCUGCAGAUGCUUCAGAGGACAAAAAGAGAGCAGUUGGCAGACAGAACUGCUGAGCUGGAGCGAGUCAACAGAAUCAACCAAGGCUUACAGGAGGACUGGGAAAGGAGUACUGCGGUGAAGAAGCAGCGGGACAUGGAGGAGAAGGCUUUUGAGCGGGCCUCGGACAAGCUGUUCCUCCUGGACCAGUGCGAGAAAUACCGGCGCUGCAAGCAGUGCCAGAGGCGCACCUCCAACGUGGGCGAGAGCAACCUGUGGCCCCUGAACAAGUUCCUGCGUGGCUCACGGUUGCUUGUGUAAAACUCAAAGUUUGGAUCUGCGUUUCCUGGAGAAAUUUUUUUUUCUUAUUAAUCUUUUACAUGUUUUGGGUGAUUGUGAGACUGCUUAUUUGUUCCUCAGAGAAAAAAAAUCAUUGUUCGGGUUUCAUGCUUUCAGUAGACAGCUUUUUAACCCUUAUUGAAUUCAAGUCGGCAGAGCCUCCCCUCUUGCCUUUCGCCCUCCCUCAUUUACUCCCCCAGCUUGUCUCCCAUGGCAGUGAAGGUGUCUGAAUGGUCCUGAGGACUGGACCCCCUGCCACAGGGGCUGGAGACUGGACCCAGCUUCAUUCUGGAUGCUGAGCCGGCCCUGCCACGCCCUCUGAUUUUGUGUGCAAAACUCCAUCUUUUUUCGUCUAUAAUGAAUAGUGUCACAAUAAAUGUUUUCUAAGCACCUGA
This is a messenger RNA of Propithecus coquereli (Coquerel's sifaka), 2650 nucleotides long. It is a transcript of the gene CCDC81, whose product is annotated as coiled-coil domain containing 81. Bases 270 to 2237 code for a protein of 655 amino acids. The record is from RefSeq and is a predicted model, not a curated record. The transcript has 15 exons. Gene Ontology annotation, cellular component: centrosome. NCBI's taxonomy places the organism in Eukaryota, Metazoa, Chordata, Mammalia, Primates, Indriidae.